Molecule: messenger RNA, 1029 nt
Organism: Solanum tuberosum (potato)
Lineage: Eukaryota; Viridiplantae; Streptophyta; Magnoliopsida; Solanales; Solanaceae
Exons: 2
Coding region: 1-1029 (342 amino acids)
Molecular function (GO): nucleic acid binding; zinc ion binding
Source: RefSeq, a predicted model, not a curated record
AUGACAGGAGAAACAACUGCCACACUCACUACCACCCAAACGAUCACUAGUAACACAUCAGUGAUUGAUCAUAAUCACCCUUAUCAUCUUCAUGCUUCUGAUGCACCUGGUAUGACUAUCGUGAAUAACCCUUUUGAUGGAAAGGGUUAUCAAGGCUGGAAGAGAUGUGUUCUUAUAGCCUUGUCAGCUAAAAACAAGCUGGGAUUUAUCACCGGAGCACAACCAAUCCCAGCUGAUGAUUCUCCAGAUCUGCAGGCUUGGAAUAGAUGCAAUGACAUGGUGACCUCGUGGAUCUUGAAUUCAUUGUCAAAGGAAAUCGUAGACAAUGUGAUUUACUCGAGAACUGUGAGAGAGCUAUGGAUGAGCUUGGAACACAGAUUUGGUCAGUCUAAUGGAUACUUCACCAAAUUGAAAAGACUAUGGGAUGAACUGGAUUCCCUUAAUACUAAUGUCAAGUGCAAUUGUGUGUGCAUAUGUGAAGGGAAACAAAAGUUACAGAAAUCUUUGGAAGAUGAGAGACUCAUGCAAUUCCUUAUGGGAUUGAAUGACACUUAUUCACAAGCUAGGGGUAAUAUAUUGAUGAUCAAUCCUUUGCCUGAUAUUAAUCUUGCAUUAUUCUUUGUAUUCUUGCAGGAUGAAAACCAAAGAGAAUCUUAUGUAAAUUCUACUGUCAAUCCUGAUUCAUCUGCAUUUAUGGUUGGAAAUUCACAUCAAUAUAGAAUCUCUAAACAGGGUCAGAGAUCUAUUGCUUCUUCAAGCAAAUUUGGAAAUGUUUACCCCAGACCUGCACCUGCUGGAUCUCAACAGACACAGCUACAAGGAUUUCUCAUACAGAACCAGAAUCCAAAAUUCAAAGGCAAGAAAGCAAAUUACAACCCCAAUGUCACCUGCACUUACUGUGGGAAAACUGGACAUGUGGAACUUAAAUGUUUCAGACUCAUUGGUUUUCCAGAUGAUUUUCAGUUUACACAUGAGAAGGGUUUCAAUAAUCAGGUAAAGGGAAAUGGAGAUCAAAUUAGGGGAAAUUGA